AAAUUUCUAAGAAGGAAGUACAUAAUCGUCGAUAAAGUUUAUAUAAAUCAACUUGUUUUCGGAAAUUAAUGGUUAUUUACGACAAAAUGAACGCGUUUGUAAGUGUGCUGGCUGUGUGCUCUAUUGGAUUGGCCUCUGGAUAUAACCUGGGGCCCACUGAUGUAGUGUUCCACUUAUUCAGUCAGAGCAACCCAAGCGUAAGCCAGCCACUUCUGCCAUCUGUGAGUUCAAUCAGUGCAUCUUCAUUUUCCAACUCACGCCGUACUGUCUUCACCAUACACAACUUUGGAGAAAGUGUUGCUGAUAACUUCAAUGCCUUCGUUAUCCCAGCUCAUCUAUCCGUCGAUGACGUGAACCUGAUAGCUGUCGACUGGAGUGUUGGCGGAUCUGCCUAUGUCGAGGGCCUCGCUAAUGCCCCCCAAGUUGGCGAGAGGAUUGCUUCCUUCAUCAAUCUCCUGCUGACUAACUUUAAUAGCAAUGAGGAUUCCAUGAGGAUAGUUGGUGUGGGCUUGGGCGCUCAUAUUGCUGGUAUCGCAGCCAAGAAUUCAGUGAGACCCUUGCCUCACAUUGUUGCCCUGGACCCUUCUCUGUUCGGCUGGACUCACCACCCCGACCUCCUCAAUGCUGACGUCGCGGGCGUGGUAGAAGUACUCCACACCACCAGUGGCAUCAUGGGCUACGAUUAUCCCCUGGGUGACGUCGACUUCUACCCGAACGGAGGCUCCUACCAGAAUGGCUGCUUCGUCGACGUCUCCUGCUCUCACAUUUACGCCUACGCCUUCUAUUCCGAGUCUAUAACCAGGGAGGUCAAUGGAGGAAACGAGUUCAUUGGAACUGCUUGUGAAGAUUACCAGUCUGCUAUCACCCUUACCUGCGAAGGUGAACGGGACAUAUCUUUCGGCGGGAGUGAACCAAAAUCAGACGUAUCCGGAAUCUACACGUUCCUGACCAACCCGACUGUUCCAUUUGCCCUCGUCUGCGCUGGCAGUGCAAUCCCCACGGUUCCCGGGGACAAUAGCCACUAUGUCGAGGGAGAAAGCCGCUACAUUUGGAUGCCUGAUGGUGAUGGCCUCCCACACUUAGUGGACCUCGAGGCGACGGAUCCUGCAGCCGUUGCCGACUCCAGAAAUGGCGCUGACAACGCUUACUGGCUGUUCACUAGGAAUAACCCCAACAAUGCCCAAGUGCUCGUUCACGGAAAUGCCAAUACCAUCUGGAACUCUAACUACGUGGCCAGCAGACCGUUGAAGGUCAUCGUGCACGGCUGGAACAGCAACGGAAACUCUGAAAUCAACCCUAUGAUCAGGGAAGCCUUCCUUGCCGUCCAAGACGCCAACGUUAUUGUCGUGGACUGGUCACGGCACGCCAAUGGUCUUUAUAGUACUGGCGUCAAUGCAGUUCCCAGCGUUGGCCAGUUCCUUGGCGAUUUUAUAACUUGGCUGAUCAACACUGCUGGUGGCAACUGGAAUAAUGUACACUUCGUUGGGUUCAGUCUGGGUGCCCACAUUGUUGGUAACGCCGGCCGAAGGACCGGUGGUAGGCCUGCUCGUGUCACAGGUUUGGACCCAGCUGGCCCUCAGUGGAGUGGAAAUGCUAACGCUCUGAACAACCAAGCGGGACAGUACGUAGAAGCCAUUCACACUGACGGCGGUCUGCUCGGCAUCUUCAACCGAGUCGCCGACAGUGAUUUCUACCCCAAUGGUGGGCGAAACCCCCAACCUGGGUGUUGGAUCAGCACGUGCUCCCACAGUCGUGCUUACCAACUCUUUGCUGCCACGAUUCGCUUCAACCACCUGGCCGGACGUCUGUGCAGUAAUCUACAACAAGCAGAAAAUGUGCAGUGUUCUGGCAGCACUCUCAACAUGGGCAACGGAAUUGUGACAAAACGAGGAAACGGCAUCUUCGGUUUGGCAACUGGAAACAACUGGCCUUACUAAAAUAAAAUAAAAAAUAAUUUAGGAAAUAAAUGUUUUAUUUGUAUAAAAACCUCUUGCUAACUUUUGGUAACCCUAAACCUUGCUGGUUUUUGGCAAAUAAAUUUUCAAUCAGAUAACUCAG
Molecule: messenger RNA, 2058 nt
Organism: Amyelois transitella
Lineage: Eukaryota; Metazoa; Arthropoda; Insecta; Lepidoptera; Pyralidae
Exons: 10
Coding region: 69-1937 (622 amino acids)
Biological process (GO): lipid metabolic process
Molecular function (GO): lipase activity
Source: RefSeq, a predicted model, not a curated record